AUGGCGGCGUUUCAUGACCCUCCUGGUUUUCCAGCUGGCCAUGAGCCAGAGCUGGGACGGCCCGAUGAUUGUGCCUCUCACGAUGCUUGGACAUCUCAUCAGGUGCGAGCUCUGCAGGCAGGAGACCUUCCGCAGAUUCCGCUGGCCAGCCGACUGGAAAAGCAUUGGGCUAACUUUGCACCCAAGCCAAGGCCUGCAAACAUGAAGUGCAAAGGAGCCAGCCAGCAACAUGGAUCGGAAGAGACAUCGCAGCUGCGAGGUUCUGAGGACUGGGUCCAUCGGCUUCUUGCAUCUUUUGCAGAAAGUCAGAUCUGCCCACCUCCAUGGAACCGGGCCCGCACUGACAGCGCUGCAGACGGCAUUGUUUCCAGCGAAGAGGCAGGUGGAGACCCACUGCAGGCUGGGACCACUUGCGAGCAGACUGAGCAGCGCAGCAGCCGCCCGCUCGAUGCAGAGGUCAAUGUGCAGGACAGGCGACCCGGAAAGUUCCAUGAUGCAGCACGGAACGCCGCAUGGUCUCCUAGGUGUCAUUUUGGCAAUGCCAAGGCACUCAACAGCCUUGACGAGUUGAAGACUCAUGCUGAUGGUGAUGGUUCUUUGUCGUUCGAGAAGAUGCAGGCCAUUGCAAUGGAGCAGGCUGACUGUGACAAGUCGGAUGCCGACGAUGAAGUGGUUGCUUUGUCGGAUGCGCUGCAGGAAUCGAAGGCCGAGGACAUGAUCAAGAGCUACGAUGAUGGCGAUGGUGUCCUCUCAAGGGACGAGUUAAAGAAAUUGCAGGCACAAAAUUCCAAAUUGGCAGAGGUCGACUUUGAAAAGCUGGACACGGACGGAGACGGUGUUGUCUCCAAAGACGAGCUGGCCGCUGCGCUGGACUGGGACACAAUGCAGGAGCCGAAGGAAGAGGACGCUUUCCAAACGACCGUCGCCUUGCAGAGUGCAGUGGUUCUCAGCCAGCAGUCUCGUGAGUUGUUUGAGAGCAGACGGACGGCAAGUCAGCGAAAGGAAAAGCGCAAGGCAAAGAGGAAAGAAGCAUCGCUUGCAGAGCAGACCCGACAACCGACUGCAACUGCCUUGGGCGAUGGAGAGGAUCGGAUGGGAGCUUCAUCUGAAGACCAACACUCGCAGAAGGAGGCAGAUCGCAACAUCGCGGCAGACGACGCACACGGAGAAGUUCACACAACUGCAGAUGCACAGCUUGAAGCAAGCUUUAAGGCAAGGAGCAGCAGCGUCCAAGAAGCGGCACCAAGUCCAGAAGCUGUGCUUGGGGACCCGCUGAAGCCUGGCAUUGUCAAGGAAGCCCGAGAAUCUCACGGCGAUGUGCCGGUGCAAAAUGAUCAGAAUGGAGGCACAGAUCCUGCGGAGACGCCUCAGGCGGCUAAUGGUUGCGAGCCGAACAGGACGUCAAAGGGCAAACGCCGGUCCCAAGGAGCAAAGGACCCGGAAGACUUGAACAGUCCUAAUCUUCCCUUCGAGACCUUCUGA
Molecule: messenger RNA, 1482 nt
Organism: Symbiodinium natans
Lineage: Eukaryota; Dinophyceae; Suessiales; Symbiodiniaceae
Source: the annotation of a GenBank genome assembly